AUGGUGAGGUUUUACUGUGCUGAUACACUGCGACAGAACUUCAUCCGCAGAUACUUACUUUUGGGCUUCGAUCCAGUGUCGCUUAAGUCUCCCAACAGAGUGGAACUGCACAGCGAAAUUCCAAUCGUCAGGAAUGCCGUCGUGGAAGUAACUCCGGAGCAAGUGGCGCUUCUUCCUGCCGUUAACGACGAGGAUUUGUUUUAUUAG
Soboliphyme baturini is the source of this 207-nucleotide messenger RNA. NCBI's taxonomy places the organism in Eukaryota, Metazoa, Nematoda, Enoplea, Dioctophymatida, Soboliphymatidae. The record is from the annotation of a GenBank genome assembly.